AUGCAUGCAAAGAAAAUCAUUCUACAAAACAGCACAACACCAGCAACAUUCAUCCUCCUGGGCCUUUCUGGUGACUCUAAUCUUCAAAGUGCAUUAUUCUCUGUUUUCCUUGUCAUAUAUAUCAUAAUUCUGACUGGAAACCUUCUCAUCAUUCUCCUUACAUUGUCUGACCCUUCCCUUCACACACCCAUGUAUUUCUUCCUAAGAAAUUUGUCCUUUUUGGAGAUCUGCUAUACAUCAGUAAUUAUCCCCAAAAUGCUUGAAAACCUCCUGUCUGGGAAAAAAACUAUCUCUUUCAUUGGUUGUGCUCUGCAGACCUAUUUUGCCUUCUUUCUUGGUGGAUCAGAAUGCUUUAUCUUGGCUUCAAUGGCCUAUGAUCGUUAUGUUGCCAUUUGUAAGCCAUUGCACUACUCUGUCCUAAUGAGCCCAAAAGUCUACAUGUUUCUAGCUGUAUCAUCUUGGUCAAGUGGAUUUUUAAUGUCCUUCAGUCACACCAAUAUGGUGUUUACCCUGCCUUUUUGUGCUUCCAAUGUGAUCAAUCAUUUCUGUUGUGAUAUCCCUCCACUAUUGAAACUGGCUUGUGGAGAUACUUCUCGGACUGAAAUUGCUGUGUUUGCAGUGGCUAUAAUAUUUGUGACUGUUCCUUUUAUCCUGAUCUUGAUGUCCUAUGUUGGCAUCAUCAGCACCAUUUUUAAAAUUUCAUCUGCUGAGAGCCGGAAGAAGACCUUCUCCACUUGCUCUUCUCACCUCAUUGUGGUGACUCUGUUUUUUGGUUCUGCAUGUAUUAUAUACUUAAAGCCCAAUUCCACUUAUUCUCCAAACACUGAUAAAUUUCUUUCACUUUUCUACACUGUUGUGGGUCCUAUUCUAAACCCUGCCAUUUACAGUUUGAGGAAUAAGGAAGUUAAAAAUGCAUUUAUGAAAAUCUGGAAAAGAAUUAGAUUAUAA
This is a messenger RNA of Anolis sagrei ordinatus, 948 nucleotides long. Its product is annotated as olfactory receptor 10A7-like. Gene Ontology annotation, cellular component: plasma membrane. Lineage: Eukaryota; Metazoa; Chordata; Lepidosauria; Squamata; Anolidae. The record is from RefSeq and is a predicted model, not a curated record. Gene Ontology annotation, biological process: G protein-coupled receptor signaling pathway; detection of chemical stimulus involved in sensory perception of smell. Gene Ontology annotation, molecular function: olfactory receptor activity; G protein-coupled receptor activity.